AUGUUUGAGGAGCUCCAGUUGAGCCUGGCCGUCUGGGACGAGGACUUCACCUCUGAUCAUCAGCAGGUGGAGGAAAAGCCUGAUCUGGCCUCGGACUCCGAGUCAAACCAGAACGCCUCCAGUAUCGGUGGGAGGAGUCAGACUGAGGGGUGUCCGGACCUGCAGGAGAGCAGCAUCAUCCAGGUCAAAUUCCCGCCUCCUUAUCUACGGAGCGGUACCAGUCCAACCGGGUUUAUUGAGGCGGUCGUUAAAGUGGAAGAGGAAGAUCCUCUGCCGAGCACCUCCGCCCAGCAGGAAGAGGCUGGGGAAGACUUUGCAGUUUCCUCUGAAGCCGACAGCGAAGAGGAGUGGAGGUCAAGCUCCCAGUCCAAAAGGCAAAUUAGCACCAAGAAGAAGAAGACAAAGGCAAACAAGAGGGUUCCUCAUCCUCCAGUCGCCCCCAAACUGAACCCCUCCAAAAAGAACAAGUCUCCCAUCUGCUGCAAAAUCUGUGGCAGAGCCUUCCUCCUCACCGUGUCUCUGGUGAACCAUGUGCAAGUUCACUCCAAGGACAUCUGCGGCGUGUGCGGGGAACGCUUCGAUGGCGAGGAGAGGUUCGACGCUCACCUGAAAACACACGUCAAGGCGGAGAGCUGCAGCGUCUGCGGGAAGUGCUUCACCAGCUGCAGCGGUUUGGAGAUCCACAUGAGGAUCCACACGGGGGAGAAGCCGUUCGUCUGCAGCGAGUGCGGGAAGCGCUUCACCACCCGGGCCAACAUGGCCCGGCACGUCCGAACCCACACCGGCGAGAGGCCGUACACCUGCACCGUGUGCGGCAGAAGCUUCAACGACUACACCACCAUGAAGCGCCACCUGUUCCUUCACUCUGCCAAGAACAGCCACCUCGGAGAGUCCUCGUGCGAAAACGGCGACGGGAAGAGUCCGUCCUUCAGAAAACCACGCGCUGUCUGCAAGGUGUGCGGCAUGUCGUUCCACUCCGUGGUCUCCCUGCUGAACCACGGCAAACAGCAUGAGACGGUGCUCUGCUAUGUGUGCGGCGAUCACCUCGGCUCCUUGGACAGCUUAGCGGCUCACCUGGACACUCACAAAAACGGGAAGGUGUGCGACGUGUGCGGGAAGUGUUUUGACAGCCAGGGACACCUGGAGAUCCACAUGCGGAUCCACACUGGAGAGAAGCCAUUUGUCUGCACCGAGUGCGGGAAAUCCUUCACCACCCGGCCUCACCUGGUGCGGCAUAAGAGAAUCCAUACCGGGGAGAGGCCCUACACCUGCAGCUUCUGCGGUAAAACCUUCAACGACUACACCACCCACAAGCGGCACCUGCUGAUCCACAUCAAGAAGUCCAGCGUGGAAGGCAUCCCUGUGGGUCCAAGUGACCACAGUGAGACCAGUUCCAAUAAGAAACGCCGGCAGGUGCCCUGCAAGGUUUGCGGGGUGACCUUCUGCUCCAAAAUCUCUCUGGUGAAUCAUGCCAAAAUC
Cyprinodon variegatus (sheepshead minnow) is the source of this 1479-nucleotide messenger RNA. RefSeq names its product gastrula zinc finger protein XlCGF57.1-like. The annotation marks the transcript as partial. The record is from RefSeq and is a predicted model, not a curated record. The transcript is spliced from 2 exons. Gene Ontology annotation, biological process: regulation of transcription by RNA polymerase II. Gene Ontology annotation, molecular function: DNA-binding transcription factor activity, RNA polymerase II-specific; RNA polymerase II cis-regulatory region sequence-specific DNA binding. Lineage: Eukaryota; Metazoa; Chordata; Actinopteri; Cyprinodontiformes; Cyprinodontidae.